Messenger RNA from Zeugodacus cucurbitae (melon fly), 662 nucleotides. RefSeq lists its product as uncharacterized. The transcript is spliced from 3 exons. Lineage: Eukaryota; Metazoa; Arthropoda; Insecta; Diptera; Tephritidae. The record is from RefSeq and is a predicted model, not a curated record. The coding region runs from base 1 to 369 and encodes 122 amino acids.
AUGAGUGGAAGUUCAACAGGGAGCCAGUUUUAUCGAGCUCCACCAUAUGCGACUGGUACAAUUACUGCCGAACAGCAGGUAGCGGUAGGAAAAAUUGGCGGCCCUAGCAAAAAAGUUCAAAUCGAUGAAAGUAAAUUCGGUAAACGAAAAUACAACAAAGGAAGGAGAGUUCAAGGCCACUGGGUAUUGGGAAUGGUAGAGGACGGCAGCGACGAUUUAAGGUUAGAAGUAUGUCCGGACAACGUACGGUCUUCCGAGGUGCUCAUACCUCUAAUUCAAAAGCAUGUCGCAGAAGGUACAAUAAUAUGUACCGACUGCUGGAAGGCAUACGACUGCUUGACAAGCACGGGUAUGAGCACCGCCGUGUAAAUCACAGCGAUCCUGACAAUCCAUUUGUUGCCGAUGAUGGAACCCAUACGCAGCGCAUUGAGUCCCAGUGGCGGGUCAUCAAACGUUUUUUUAUAAAGGAUAAUUAUAACAAUCCUGAAGAUUUUGCAAAUUUGAUAAUAGAAUAUAUGUGGAGGAAAACCAUAGCAAAUAAACACGAAGAUCCGUUUGUUAAACUUAUUGAUGCAAUAAAAUAUACUUAUAGUACAUAGAGUGAAUAUCAUAAACUUUCUUUAUAUUAUCUAUCGUGAAAGAGUAAAAUAAGUGCAUAAUAA